This is a messenger RNA of Wyeomyia smithii (pitcher-plant mosquito), 312 nucleotides long. RefSeq lists its product as uncharacterized. The transcript has a single exon. NCBI's taxonomy places the organism in Eukaryota, Metazoa, Arthropoda, Insecta, Diptera, Culicidae. The coding region runs from base 1 to 312 and encodes 103 amino acids. The record is from RefSeq and is a predicted model, not a curated record.
AUGUCUGUGCUGGACAAGGUCUUCGCCGUGAAGGAAAGCGGAACGAACCUUUUGGGACGGAAAGCAGCUACAGACUUGAGAAUUUCGGGAAUCGAUACAUCAAUCUGCAGUGUUCAGGCGAGCUCCAACAAAAAUGAAAAAAUCAAAGGAGUUACAGUGUCUGUUCAAAUCAAUCCCGAUGUAAAGCCUAUUCAACAUUCCCAAAGUCGGAUACCAAUACCUCUGCAGUCGAAAGUUGAAAGUGAACUGCGAAAGCUUCUAGAUCAAGAUAUCAUUGAACGAGCACCGAGCGAUUCACCCUGGAUCUCCUGA